CUCAGCGCUCCGCUCCGCACGGGCCCGAGCGCGGCCCCGCUCCUCCGCCUCAAAAAUAAAAAUUAAAAAAAAAACCAAAAAAACAAACAAAAAGCAACCCCCCGAACCCUUGUCGUUUUAAUUUUUUUUUUCUUUUUUUUUUUUUUUUUUUUUUUCCUGUGGGGAUCGCGGUGCGGGCAGCAUGGGGCUGCCGGCGCUGGAGUUCAGCGAGUGCUGCCUGGACAGCCCGCAGUUCCGGGAACGGCUCCGCUCCCACGAGGCCGAGCUGGAGAAGACUAACAAGUUCAUCAAGGAGCUCAUCAAGGACGGGAAGUCGCUCGUCGCCGCCCUCAAGAACCUGUCGGCAGCCAAGCGCAAGUUUGCAGAUUCCCUCAACGAGUUUAAAUUCCGCUGUAUCGGGGACGCUGAAACGGAUGAUGAGAUCUGCAUAGCCAAGUCUCUGCAGGAGUUUGCCACGGUGCUGCGGAACCUGGAGGACGAGCGGAUGCGCAUGAUCGAGAACGCCAGCGAGGUGCUGAUCACACCACUGGAGAAGUUUCGCAAGGAGCAGAUUGGGGCUGCUAAGGAUGCCAAAAAGAAAUAUGACAAGGAGACGGAGAAGUAUUGUGGUGUCCUAGAAAAGCACUUAAACUUGUCUUCUAAGAAGAAAGAAUCCCAGCUUCAGGAGGCAGACAGCCAGGUGGACCUGGUUCGGCAGCAUUUCUACGAAGUCUCCCUGGAAUAUGUCUUCAAGGUGCAAGAGGUCCAGGAGAGGAAGAUGUUUGAGUUCGUGGAACCUCUGCUGGCCUUUCUGCAGGGGCUUUUCACUUUCUACCACCACGGCUACGAGCUUGCAAAGGACUUCAGCGAUUUCAAGACAGAGCUGACAAUCAGCAUCCAGAACACAAGAAAUCGUUUUGAAGGAACAAGGUCAGAGGUUGAAUCUUUGAUGAAGAAGAUGAAGGAGAAUCCUCAUGAGCACAAAAACAUCAGCCCUUACACGAUGGAGGGUUAUCUCUACGUGCAGGAGAAACGUCACUUUGGGACUUCUUGGGUGAAGCAUUACUGCACGUACCAGAGGGAAUCGAAGCGGAUCACCAUGGUGCCGUUUGACCAGAAAUCUGGAGGAAAAGGGGGAGAAGAUGAAGCUGUUACCCUCAAAUCUUGCACACGGCGGAAAACUGACUCAAUUGAGAAGAGGUUUUGCUUUGAUGUGGAAGCUGUCGAUCGGCCUGGCGUGAUCACCAUGCAGGCGCUUUCAGAAGAGGACCGAAGGCUGUGGAUGGAGGCAAUGGAUGGCCGGGAACCGGUCUACAACUCGAACAAGGACAACCAAAGUGAAGGCACUGCCCAGUUGGAUAAUAUCGGCUUCAGCAUUAUCAAGAAAUGCAUACAUGCUGUCGAAACAAGAGGGAUCAAUGAGCAAGGGCUCUACCGAAUUGUUGGAGUAAACUCUAGAGUUCAAAAGCUGUUGAGUAUAUUAAUGGAUCCCAAAACAGCCACAGAAACAGAAACAGAGAUCUGUGCAGAGUGGGAGAUAAAGACCAUUACUAGUGCACUGAAAACUUACCUGAGAAUGCUUCCGGGGCCACUCAUGAUGUACCAGUUUCAAAGGAGCUUCAUCAAAGCAGCAAAACUGGAGAAUCAGGAGUCAAGGGUGUCAGAGAUCCACAGCCUCGUUCAUCGGCUCCCAGAGAAAAACAGGCAGAUGCUGCACUUGCUCAUGAACCACUUGGCAAAAGUUGCAAAUAAUCAUAAGCAGAACCUGAUGACUGUUGCUAAUCUGGGUGUGGUAUUUGGGCCAACACUGCUUCGACCUCAAGAGGAAACAGUUGCUGCCAUUAUGGACAUCAAGUUUCAGAACAUCGUGAUUGAAAUUUUAAUAGAAAACCAUGAGAAGAUAUUUAACACGGUGCCAGAGACUCCACCAUCGAACUCGCAGCUGCUGUUAUCUCGCAAGAAGAGCACGGACUCGAAGCCUCCCUCCUGCAGCGAGAGACCACUGACGCUCUUCCACACGGCGCAGCCCAACGAGAAGCAGGAGAACAGGAACAGUAACAUCAACUCCAGCCUGGAAUCCGUCAUCUCUUCAAACGUAAACAGCUUCCUCAACUCCAACAGCGCUCCCCAGCCCAGCCUGAACUCAAGUGAUCUUGAACUAGAAGUAAUUAAACCCAACAGGCCAAAUUCACUCCCUCAGAAUCCAAGCCCAACGUCACCCCUCUCACCGUCCUGGCCCAUGUUCUCCGCACCAUCAAGUCCUAUGCCCACCUCCUCUACGUCCAGCGACUCAUCCCCCAUCAGCUCGCCGCUGCGGAAAGCCCGAGCUUUGUACGCCUGUAAAGCAGAACACGACUCGGAGCUCUCCUUCACGGCGGGCACCGUGUUUGAUAAUGUUCAUCCAUCCCAGGAACCCGGCUGGCUGGAAGGGACCCUCAACGGGAAGACAGGAUUAAUCCCCGAGAACUACGUCGAGUUCCUAUAACUCCGGGCGUACGACGCGCCACUGCUGAGCUCUACAUGGCAUCCAUGGCAGCUGCUGGCGGGAGUCCUGCAGACCAUUUUGCUCCUUGCCGCUGUGCGACGGGGGGCGAGGACUUCCCUGUCCCCACCGAGAUGAAUGUUUGUGUCUCCUCCCGCGGUGCGUGCCGGGGCGGCGGCGGGAGCGCUCCCGGGGAGGCAGCUCCACUCCUCCAGCCCCGAGCAGGGGCGGGUGGUGCCCGACGCCCACAUCCCAGCGGGGAGCCCUCGCAGCAAUCGGAAAAAAACAAACAAACAAACAAACAAAAAAACAACCAAACAAAAAACCCCCCAAAACAGCAACACAGCAGCUUCAUGCCACAGCCCGAGUGCUCUGUAGGGGAUGAGCCUGCAAACCGUGAGCCAGCACGAGAGGCACCGAGCCUGAUGCUCCCUGCAGUAAGACUCUUCACCGGCUGUAAAGAGCAUCCGGGGGGGCCAAGGGACCCCGACCCACGCACCUCCCCGCCGGAGGAAGAGCAGCCACCAGCGAGGAGCCCUUUGCUCCCAGCCCCUUCCCUGCUUUCCGACCGGCCCGAGCGACGCUCUCCCGUGCAGCCGGGGAGCAAGAGCAACCCAGCGCCCCGGCUGCGGCAGGGGAAGGGCCGAGGUGCUGCUUUUAUCUGGCAGCAAACCCCGGGCUGCGCCUGCAGCGGGUUCCGCAGAGGCUGGGGCAGCCCCGGCGGGGCGAGCAGAGCUCUGCUCUUGCAGGCGAGAGCGAGGGGCUCUGCGGGGGCAGGGGGGGGCACCGCACCAGCCGGGAGCCGUCGGGAUCCGGCAGGCAUCAGCACGGUGGAGGGGAGAAUGGUUUGGACCAAACCUCUCAAACUUUUUUUUUUAAAACAUUUAGAUUUUUUUGCGAGGUAAAAAUCUGUGAUCUGUGCAGCCUGCGUUUCCUUCCUGGAGGGCGAGAUGCAGCUCCGGAUAAACACCACUCCUCCUGUUUGACUGGCUCUUUUGUAUCUCCACUUCCCAAAGCGCGUUGCACAGAGACAUCCACGCUUUCGCGAAUGCCCAGGCCGCUGAUGUGCCAUUUUGGAGCUGCGUUUGCCACUCUCCAUCGCUGCUUUUUAGGUGGUCUCCUUGCUUGCAGCCUGGCGUGUAGUCUGUCCGUGCCAAGUCUGUGCAGUACUGAUUGUGCAAGGUAAAUUAUUUCCAUACUCACGGGACGUUUAUUGUUGCCGUGGCCAACCAACCCAGGGUCUACAGAAAACCAAGGACGAGCCCUUCGGUUCCACCACCCCUCCGCUCCUGCCCUGCAGAGGAUGCUCCUGCCGCCACGGAUGUGCGGCGAGUGGUCGGCAGAGCAAGUUUGCAAAUCCCUCGCCGUUUCGGGUUGUUUUUCAGGCAAAGGGUGGGAGAAGGAAGCCUUGUGAGACUGCGGAGCCGGGCUGGCCGGGCGGCAGGUCGAGAGCUGGAAUCAUUAUAUUUUGUAAUAGAGAAUCGUGAAAGAAACCCCAGCCCGUUGGCGGAGAGACUCUUGCGCAGAAGCGACGCUGAGGGAUGGCUGUCGUGUCUUUUUGUAAUAAUUUUAAAGACUCCGAGUGACUGAAUUGCUGUAUGUGUCACUUUUUAUUUUUGAAAGAAUUAAUGUAUAAAUAGAGUAUCUUAAAAUAUUA
Tyto alba (common barn owl) is the source of this 4118-nucleotide messenger RNA. It is a transcript of the gene ARHGAP26, whose product is annotated as Rho GTPase activating protein 26. Gene Ontology annotation, molecular function: GTPase activator activity; protein binding. NCBI's taxonomy places the organism in Eukaryota, Metazoa, Chordata, Aves, Strigiformes, Tytonidae. Gene Ontology annotation, biological process: signal transduction. The coding region runs from base 182 to 2464 and encodes 760 amino acids. The transcript is spliced from 23 exons. The record is from RefSeq and is a predicted model, not a curated record. Gene Ontology annotation, cellular component: cytoplasm.